AUGGGGAGCCACUCAGAUCAGAGGUACCGCAUCGGUGUUGAUGUCGGCGGUACAAACACAGAUGCAGUUCUUAUCGACCUGGACUCGAUGAGCAUCAUCGCAUCGCAUAAAUCAGCUACAACACCCGAUGUAACAACCGGGAUCACCAGUGCCGUCCGCAAGGUCAUUGAGACCGCCCAGGUCGCUCUGAGCGCUAUCGGCUGCGUCAUCGUCGGCACCACGCACUUCGUCAAUGCCGUCGUGCAACGCUCGUCAUCCCUACGCCCAGUCGCAGUAAUUCGACUCUGCGGUGGACCAGAUGAUGGCUUCGGCCGCGGAAUUCCACCCUUCAUCGACUUUCCUGCUGAUUUGCGGUUCUGUAUCGAAUCCUCCCCUUAUUUCUGCCACGGGGGCUACCAAAUCUCCGGCGAAGAAAUCAGCGCUGUUGACGAAGAGGAAAUUCGGAGCGUAGCUGAACAGCUCGUCGGGGAAGGAAUCGAGAAUGUGGUUAUCUCUGGAAUGUACGCCCCGCUCAAUCACUCGCAGGAGGUCGCUGUUCGGGACAUCCUCCUCCAAGCUAUAGAUCAAUCCGUCAGGAACGGCCAAAGUAAUUCAUCCUCCAAGCCACGGAUAACGCUGUCCCACGCGGUCUCAGGCCUGGGCUUCCUCGCUCGGGAAAAUGCUGCCAUACUAAACGCGACGCUACGCCCUCUCGCAGAACGAACGAUCUACGGAUUUAAGAAGGCAAUGUGGGAUAUUUUCCAGGGAAGUCCGUGCAUGUUGUAUCUCACACAGAACGAUGGCAGCGUACUGAGCGCCGAGGACGCAAUCCACUACCCGAUCCGGACAUUCAAUUCUGGCCCGACAAACUCCAUCCGAGGUGGGGAGUUUCUCUGGCGCGCUGCUGGCAAAGCGAAUGGCGAGGAACGGGAUGAGAGGACAGAGCCGUUGGUUGUGAUUGAUAUCGGCGGAACCACCUCGGACGCGGGGCUACUGCUCCCAAAUGGUCUACCCCAGAUGAGUUCCAUUACAGGAUUAGUUGGCGGUGUGAGGACAAACUUUGCGCUGCCAGCGGUCGAGAGUAUUGGGCUAGGUGGAGGGAGUAUCAUUCGAGGAGCGGGUGAAGACUUGACUGUCGGCCCUGAGAGUGUUGCGUUGGAACUGCUACAGAAAGCGAAACUCUUCGGUGGUGGAUAUCUGACGGCAACGGAUAUCGUGGCAGCGUCUGCAAUUCACGCCCCCAGCGAGCCAAAUCCUUUCCGGGAUAUGGGAGAUCUAUGUCGGCUAGCGGAUGUCACGCCAGAAAUAAUAUCCCAGGCACGCGAAAGGAUGAGGGAGAUGACUGCGGCGCUGGUCGAUCGAACCAAGACGCAUAAAGGAGACGUCGAUGUCUUAAUCGUCGGGGGAGGAGCUCCAAUCAUCAAGACCGAUGAACCAUUGACUGGCGUCCGCAGCCUCCGAACAGUGGCGGGUGCAGAAGUGGCCAACGCUGUUGGAGCUGCCAUCUCUCGAGUUUCAGGCGUCAUCGAUACCGUCGUCGAUACUUCAAACCAAACAGUCAAGCAGGCGCAGGAACUUGUCUCGCAGCUGGCGAUUGAGAAAGCUGUCAGUAAUGGCGCGAACUCUGGUUCAAUUCAGAUUGCCGAAGUGACUAUGCUUCCAAUACAGUAUGUUGAUGCGAAGGCACGAAUUGCCGUUCGUGCUGUUGGAGAGCUGGCCGUUGUUUCUCAGGGGCUUGCAACAGAGGCACUUCCCAGUUUCGAUGGGCAUGACGCGCCCCAGGCUCAGAGCAGGGCUAUACCUUCCAGCAUUGAUAAGACCGUCGAUAAACCUGUCGACGUCCAUACCUAUCGUCCAUUCAUCCAAAAUCGCCAAUGGACCAUCUCACCGACCGAUCUCCAAUUCAUCGCCCAGGGCUGCAAAGUACUUGGGUGCGGAGGCGGCGGCGACCCAUACCAGGAGUAUCUCAAAGUCAGCGCAGUUGUCCGGAAGAGCCCAGGUUCUGUCAAAGUGGUGUCACCCAGCUAUCUCGCAGACGACGCCCUCGUCGGCUGGACUGGAUGCAUGGGCAGCCCAGAAGUGAGCAUGGAGCGUCUUGAAAACGAGGAAUGUCUAAAAGCACAUGAAGAACUGAUCCGUGCCACUGGCCUUCCUCCCGUUUCUGGGUUCGUGGCCCUGGAAAUCGGCGGAGGGAACGGUGUUGUCAACCUAGGUGUUGCAGCGAAGUUUGGAGUGCCCUGUGUGGAUGCCGACUACAUGGGUCGUGCGUAUCCGACAGCCUGGCAGAUCACGCCAAAUGUUUACGGAACGCCCCGUGGUGAAGCGCUCGUUCCUAUGACGAUAGCCAGUGGAGAUGGCUCCGUUGUGACAAUGACGGCUUCGCGCACAGACAAACUUGUUGAUAAAAUUCUGCGCGCCUCCUGUGUGGAAAUGGGCUGUCGCGCCGGGAGUGCUGGUGCUCCCAAGUCGUCCAGAAUCGUCCGUGACCAGGCAGUCACAAAUACGGUAUCCCUCGCAUGGUGGAUUGGCCGGGCGAUUGCCCUGGAGAAGAACAUCGCCGAGAGAGCCAAGCGGAUAAUUGAUGAGGUUGGUGGUUCUGGCAGCGCUGCGAUCCUUGGCGAGGGGAAGAUUACGAGUGUUGAGCGCGUGCUCAAGACCGGGCACACUUAUGGAGUGUUAGAAGUAGACGGAAAACUCCAGGAUGGAACCAAAGCGGUUCUCAAGGUCCCUUUUAAGAACGAGAAUGCCUUUGUGGAGGCGAUCCUGCCGACUGGCGAAGCCAAGAUACUCGCCUCAGUGCCAGACCUCAUCGCCGUUCUUGAUGCUGAAACAGGUGCCGGCUUGGGGACACCAGAAUAUAAAUACGGUUUGAGAGUAAUGAUCAUUGCCAUUGCUGCUUCCCCACGGUGGACCGACACACCGAGGGGUAUGGAAAUAGGAGGGCCAGGGUCUAUGGGAUUUGAGGGAAUACAAUAUGUGCCCAUUGGGAAAUACAGUGAGCCACGAAGCGUUAUUGACGCCUUCGCUGAUGUGGAGCUGUAA
This is a messenger RNA of Aspergillus puulaauensis, 3021 nucleotides long. RefSeq lists its product as uncharacterized. Gene Ontology annotation, biological process: glutathione metabolic process. Gene Ontology annotation, molecular function: 5-oxoprolinase (ATP-hydrolyzing) activity. Bases 1 to 3021 code for a protein of 1006 amino acids. The transcript has 2 exons. The record is from RefSeq and is a predicted model, not a curated record. Lineage: Eukaryota; Fungi; Ascomycota; Eurotiomycetes; Eurotiales; Aspergillaceae. Gene Ontology annotation, cellular component: cytosol.